GAACUUUUCCGUCUUGAAGAAACACGGAGUUCCGCCCCGAACCAGAAGCUGUUCUGGCCCCGCCAUGACUCAGCAGGAGUUCUCAGACAGCGUGGAGGCGGCCCGCGCCUGGAUGGAGGAUGUGGAGAAGAGGCUGAACGCCAUCGACAACACCCAGGGGCCCCGCGACGCCCUGGAGGCCCGACUGAGGGAGACCGAGGAAAUGCGUCACUCGGAGCACGAGCAGGGCCAGAUCAAGAUGAGCCGGGUCCUGGCCGCGGCAGAAAACCUCCUGCAGAGCGGAGACGAGGAGCUGAAGAACAGCACCAACGCCAAGCUGAAGGAGCUGCAGAGCCAGUGGGAGGAGCUUAGCACCUUCAUCAUCCACUGCCACAGCCGGAUCGAGUGGGUGUGGCUUCACUGGAGCGAGUACCUGAAGGCGUAUGAGGAGUUCCAGCUGUGGCUGCUGAAGCAGCGCCGCAGCSUGGACACGGACCUGGAGCUGCAGCUGGGCCCGAAGGAGAAGCUGUGGCAGGUGGACCAGCAGCAGGUGCAGCUGAGCGACAUCCAGAACCAGGAGGCCCUGCUGGACCGGCUGCUGGACGAGGCGGCGGCGCUGCACAGCAGGACCCAGGACCCCAGUGUGGACCCACGGGCCCAGCAGGCACUGCAGGAGGACUACAAUGACGUGCGGGACCGGGCCAAGGAGCGUCUGGUUCUGCUGCAGAAGAUCAGCGACGAGCACCAGAGGUUCAACACCUGCACCCAGGAGUUCCAGGUCUGGCUCCUGUCCAAGACCAAAGAGCUGACUGAGCUGAUGGACCGGGACCACAGCGCAGAGGACAAACUGAGAGCUUUAAAGACUCUGGACGACUCCGUGGCCUCGGAGGAGAAGACCCUGCAGCACAUUGAAGACGUAGCGGAGGUGGUCCGGGUCCACACGUCUCCUGCGGGGUCUGAGGCGGUCCAGGAGGACACGGAGGAGCUGAGGCUGGGCUGGCAGCGUCUCAGACAGGGUCUCUGUGAGGCCGAGGAUGGUCUGCGCUGCAAACUGGACUCUCAGAGUCAGUACCUGACCCGCUGCCUGAAGCUGGGCGAGGACAUCAGACGUCUCAGAGAGAUGCUGGACGGAGUGGACCAGGAGCUGGAGGACACCCAGGAGUCCGGGACCUGCUCAGAGUCCAGCGAGGAGCAGAUGGUGGGCCAGUGGAGGAAGUACUCGGACGUGAGGAAGACUCUGGCAGGUGAAGAGUCUCAGGUGGAGCUGCUGAAGUCUCAGCUGAAGGAUCUCUUCAGGUUCUCUGAGGACUCUCAUCACCUGUCUAACGAUGUCCUGGCCGUUGUUAGAGAGCAUCACAGUGUGAAGGUCCGGUUGAAUCGGCUCUGUUCUGAGUCCGAGGUGGAGCUGAGGACCGUCCUGCAGGACCCCCUGCUGCUCUACUCUCAGUGGAGCUCCUCYGUCUCUCAGGUGAUGGAGGCGUCCAACAAUGUCUCCGACUUCCCCAGCAUCACCGUUCUGCUGCAGAGGAUCCAGGGUCUCCUGAAGGACAGUGUCCAGCUGCAGGAGCGUCUCAGUCUGCUGCAGGUCAAGGGGGAYCUGCUGGACUCGGUGUUUGGUCCUGAGAGGUCCGACGGGCUUCAGGAGGAGCUGAGCUCCGCCGUCAGAACCAGAGAGCUGCUGCAUGGUCAGCUGCUGCAGAGGAAGAACCGUCUGGAGGGUUUAAUUUCCAGAACCAAAGACUUUGAUGAAGCGUACCGGCUGGUUCUGUCCCAGUUGGCGGCGUUCAGGCAGCGUCUUCAGACAGCUGACGYCCUCCAGCCRGAYAUCCUGGCCAAGAAGAGCCAGCUGGACCAGCUGGUGGUUCUUCUGAGGGAGCUGCAGGACGGGGACGUCCAGCUGACGGCGCUGGAGACAYUGGUGUCCUCCGAUCAGAGCGGCAGGACUCAGUACGAGAAGCUGUGUGCUGAYUGGACCGAGCUGCAGAGGAGGGUCAUGGUUAAAGUCCAGGAGGCCGAGGACGUCGUCUCGGACCACGAGCGUUUUCAUGGCGACCAGCUGAACAUGGAGAAGUGGAUGAUGGUCAUGAGGCAGAAGCUGGAGUCGUUCUGCUCGUCAGGAGGCUGGAGCCUGGAGGGGCGCCGACCCGAGGCCCAGAGGGUUCUGGCCGAGUUCCCAGAGAAGGAGCUCCAGAUGAACCAGAUGGAGGUGUGGGUCCAGAAAGUCCUGGACAGAACCUCCAGGGACGGGCAGGUCCACAUCCAGAAAGACAUGAAGCGUCUCUCAGAGCUCUGGACGUCUCUGUGCAGCCUGAGCCUGAACCUGCACAGGCUGCUGGACGGGUCCACAGAGACGGACUCUGGACCAGCGCAGAGGAGAAGAGGAGCAGAAGCAGAACAUCUCGGUCCAUCAGGGAUAAUCAGCGGACUCGGAUCUACAGAACCAGAUGGUUCUGGUCUCGGAUUAUCAGAAGGUCUCAGGAGACGUUCUGCAGGAGCUGAUCUGGUUCCUGAGGGGACACCYGGGUCCAGAGGAGGAGACAGAACCAGGGGCAGCAGAGGACCCAAUUGGACCUGGUUCCAGGCCUGGCUGUCCAGAGAGAAGGAGGUUCUGUCUGAGAUCCAGAGAACCAACAGGACAGAACUCAGUACCAAGGAGGUCCAAAUCAGACAGGACACCCUGAAG
This is a messenger RNA of Austrofundulus limnaeus, 2662 nucleotides long. RefSeq names its product nesprin-3. The record is from RefSeq and is a predicted model, not a curated record. Gene Ontology annotation, biological process: nuclear migration. NCBI's taxonomy places the organism in Eukaryota, Metazoa, Chordata, Actinopteri, Cyprinodontiformes, Rivulidae. Gene Ontology annotation, molecular function: actin filament binding. Gene Ontology annotation, cellular component: cytoplasm; nuclear outer membrane; meiotic nuclear membrane microtubule tethering complex.